Messenger RNA from Bombina bombina (fire-bellied toad), 2172 nucleotides. RefSeq names its product sorting nexin 1 (gene SNX1). The record is from RefSeq and is a predicted model, not a curated record. The transcript is spliced from 15 exons. Bases 47 to 1564 code for a protein of 505 amino acids. Gene Ontology annotation, cellular component: endosome; endosome membrane. Gene Ontology annotation, biological process: intracellular protein transport; early endosome to Golgi transport. Lineage: Eukaryota; Metazoa; Chordata; Amphibia; Anura; Bombinatoridae. Gene Ontology annotation, molecular function: phosphatidylinositol binding.
UCAGUGAGUUCCUGGGUAGAACUUCCCGCUUCCGGCAGGUCGGGUGAUGGAGGGAGAAAGUGCUUCAUCUCUGCGGGUACCCCCUGAGCUGGGGGAAGAUGAUGCUCCCGGGAGUGACAGCGACACUGAAGGGGAGGACAUAUUUACGGGGGCAAGAAGUGAAGUAAUUGUGCCACAACCUAAGAAAGAGUCUCCCACAGAGCCCACCAGAGAAAAUGGCCUUAAUCUGGAAGAAGAUGACCAGGACCUUUUUGCAGAAUCCACGGUCAAGUUAUCUGUGGAGAGUUCUCACAACAGCCAAAAUGAGGCGCUUCGAAAGGUACCACUGACCACGCCCAUGCUUAUUGCAGCUGCCAGUGCCUCUGUUACCCCCAAGCAAAAGACUUAUGAGGAGCUUGAAGAGGAAGAGCAGGAGGACCAGUUUGAGCUGAACACCAGUGUGACAGAUCCUGAGAAAAUUGGAGAUGGCAUGAAUGCAUACAUGGCCUACCAAGUAACAACUCAGACCAGUUUGCCAAUGUUCAGAAGCAAGCAUUUCACUGUGAAAAGAAGGUUUAGUGAUUUUCUUGGUCUGUAUGAGAAGCUGUCUGAAAAGCAUUCAGUGAAUGGGUUUAUUGUGCCUCCACCUCCAGAAAAAAGCCUCCUAGGUAUGACUAAAGUAAAGGUGGGAAAAGAGGAUUCGUCUUCAACAGAGUUUUUGGAAAGGAGACGAGCAGCCUUGGAAAGGUACCUCCAGCGAAUCGUCAGCCACCCAUCGCUGCUACAAGACCCAGAUGUCCGGGAGUUUUUAGAGAAAGAAGAGCUCCCACGUGCAGUCAGCACACAAACACUGAGUGGAGCAGGUCUCCUUAAAAUGUUUAACAGAGCCACUGAUGCCGUCAACAAAAUGACAAUCAAGAUGAAUGAAUCUGACAUUUGGUUUGAGGAGAAAUAUCAAGAUGUUGAAUGUGAGGAGAUGCAUCUGCGUAAGCUUCACACAGUGGUGGAGGCCCUGGUUAAUCACAGGAAAGAGCUUGCUGUGAACACUGCUCAAUUUGCCAAGAGUCUGGCCAUGCUGGGGAGCUCUGAGGACAACACCGCUCUUUCCCGGGCACUAUCUCAGCUAGCAGAGGUGGAGGAAAAGAUAGAGCAACUACACCAAGAGCAGGCCAACAGUGACUUCUUCCUACUAGCCGAACUGCUAGCCGAUUACAUCCGUCUGCUUUCCGCUGUCAGGGGUGCGUUUGACCAGCGUAUGAAGACUUGGCAGCGCUGGCAGGAUGCCCAGGCUAUACUUCAGAAGAAGAGAGAGAACGAGGCACGGCUGAUUUGGGCCAACAAACCAGACAAAUUACAGCAAGCAAAAGAUGAAAUUGCAGAGUGGGAAUCACGGGUCACGCAAUAUGAGAGGGACUUUGAGCGAAUUUCUGUUACAGUGAGAAAAGAGGUCACAAGGUUUGAGAAAGAAAAAUCCAAGGAUUUUAAAAGUCACAUAGUUAAAUAUCUGGAAACACUCUUGAACGCACAGCACAAACUGGUUAAAUAUUGGGAAGCAUUUUUACCUGAAGCAAAAGUUAUCUCCUAACUGACAAGUGGUCCGAUUUCUCUUCUGCCAUUUUAAAAAUAAAAUAAUAUACCUAUUGCCUUUUAGAGAACAUUGUCACUAUCACAUUUUCUUCCAGAACCACGUGGUGCUCGGACUAUUUCACUGCACUCUGUUGCAGGCACUUUCAGCACUGAAGUGAUUCCGCUCCAAAAUAUGAACGCAGGCACGGCUGCCUCUGUAUAGACAAACUGUAUGUACCCUUUACAAGAGCAGCCGCACACGCUUGUUUUCCAGGUGUCCUCAUUACUUUCUUAAUACGUCACAACAUUUCUAAUCUGUAUGGUUUACAAGGUUUAACACCUGCAUUAAGUGUUAUCACCUUCAAGCCACACACGCAUCUGUUUCUGUGUAUAUUAUUCAUUUAAGUUCCACAUAUAUUUUCUUAUUAAUGCUUCUUAUUAAUAAUUUAGAGAUUUCAGCAAAAAAAAGAAAAGAAAAAAAAUAGCAACAGAUGUUUUUUUUUGUUUUUUUUGGUGGGGUUAUUAAUAUAAAUAUCUAUAUAAUGUAUAUUUUUGGGGCUGUGAUACAGAGAAUGGAGACUUUCUAUUCUGAAUAAAAAUAUACAAAUAAAGUGUUAUAAAAUGUUA